AUGGGAAACAAUCAGACAUGGAUCACAGGAGUUAUCCUGCUGGGCUUCCAGGUUGACCCAGAACUUGAAGUUUUCCUCUUUGGGUUCUUCCUGCUAUUCUACAGUGUCACCCUGCUGGGCAAUGGGGUCAUCCUGGGGCUUAUCUGCGUGGACUCCCACCUACACACCCCCAUGUACUUCUUCCUCUCAAACCUGGCCAUUGUUGACAUGUCAUAUGCCUCAAGCACUGUUCCUAAGAUGCUGGCAAAUCUGAUGAUGCACAGGAAAACCAUCGCCUUUGGUGCAUGCAUCCUUCAGACUUCCAUGUAUUUGAUACAUGCUGUCACAGAGUGCACGUGUUUGCUGGUGAUGUCCUAUGAUCGGUAUGUGGCCAUCUGCCACCCCCUCCAGUACUCUGUCAUCAUGAGCUGGAGAGUGUGCACCAUCCUGGCCGCCAUGUCCUGGUUGUUUAGCUUCCUCCUGGCUCUGGUCCACAUUACUCUCCUCCUGAGGCUGCCCUUUUGUGGGCCUCAGAAAAUCAACCACUUCUUCUGUCCAAUCCUGCCAGUGUUCAGAUUGGCCUGUGCUGACACCAGGCUCAAUGAACUUGUCCUCUUUGUGGGCUCUGUGAUUGUUUUAGUGGGGCCCCUGUGCUUGGUGCUCGUCUCCUACACACGCAUCCUCUGGGCCAUCCUGAGGAUCCAGUCUGGGGAGGGCUGCAGGAAGGCCUUCUCCACCUGCUCCUCCCACCUGCGUGUGGUCGGGAUUUUCUUUGGCUGUGCCAUUGACAUAUACUUGGUCCCAAAAUCACGCCACCCCAAGGAGCAGCAGGACAUCCCUCUCCUGUUCACCCUUUUCAGCCCCAAGGUGAACCAGCUGAUCUACAGCCUAAGGAACGCAGAUGUCAAGGGUGCCCUGCAGAGAGCACUGUGUGAGGAGAGUCAUUUCCAAUUGGAGUGA
This is a messenger RNA of Phyllostomus hastatus (greater spear-nosed bat), 939 nucleotides long. Its product is annotated as olfactory receptor 2A12-like. The coding region runs from base 1 to 939 and encodes 312 amino acids. The record is from RefSeq and is a predicted model, not a curated record. The transcript has 2 exons. NCBI's taxonomy places the organism in Eukaryota, Metazoa, Chordata, Mammalia, Chiroptera, Phyllostomidae. Gene Ontology annotation, cellular component: membrane. Gene Ontology annotation, molecular function: G protein-coupled receptor activity; olfactory receptor activity. Gene Ontology annotation, biological process: G protein-coupled receptor signaling pathway.